Molecule: messenger RNA, 6759 nt
Organism: Venturia canescens
Lineage: Eukaryota; Metazoa; Arthropoda; Insecta; Hymenoptera; Ichneumonidae
Gene: Usp7
Product: Ubiquitin-specific protease 7
Exons: 17
Coding region: 1568-5251 (1227 amino acids)
Biological process (GO): regulation of protein stability; protein deubiquitination
Cellular component (GO): cytosol; nucleus
Molecular function (GO): protein binding; cysteine-type deubiquitinase activity
Source: RefSeq, a predicted model, not a curated record
UUCGCGUAAAGGUGUUUUUUUUUCUUUAUACAUGUACCAGAGGAGAACAUCCAACGGAAAAAGAGGAGGGAGAAAGAGAGAGAGAGAGCAAAAUUGUUAAAUCGCGUAAGGUGAACGCGAUUUUCGCACGUUCCUCCUAAACUUCCGGUAACCAGAAAAAACUGCGAAGAAGAGAGAUAGAAAGAGGCACGAAUAGAAGGUAAACGGAACGGAUAGAGUAUCCUGUUCGGAGGGUGGGGGGAAAGAUCUCGAUUGGCAAAGUUAUAUCCUGAAAAAGCCGGUCGAGGAGAAUCUCGGGGAUUUCGCCGGGAUUUGUGGUAAAAACGUUCAAGACGCGAAACGUCACGAACGUAAGAGAAAGAGAACGAGCGAGAGACUGAGAAAAAGGAAGAGAGAGGGAAAAGAGAGAUUGUCGCGCACCACCAGGUACUACGUUAUAUAUCCAGUGUAAAAUAGUCUCGUGCCCCCUCUCAGAUAGUUAAUUGUGUCGCGAGAAACGUGCCCGUGCAUAAGUGUAUGUUUGUGCCGGGAAAAAUAAUUGAGUACACUAUCGUAUUCCAUCAGAAAACUAUUACAGUGUAAAAGGAAAAAAAACGAAGGUAUAUUGAUAGUUUUCUAGCGUGAGUGUGAAAGAGAAGAAAGGGAUUUGCGAAAAACGUCUAGAAAUAAAGAAAAAUAUUAAGACGUCACGCACGGAGAAGGGCAAAUAAAAAAGGGGUGAUAAUUGUGUUGAUAUAUCUUCCUUUCCCUGCCCUUCCCGAACGCCCUCUCGGUGCGUCAAUAAACCGAGGAAAUAAAAGUAAACUGUUUUUUCCGUUUUAUAUUUUGUAAAAAAAAUAAGCUGUAAACCAUUUGUACCUUUUAUCAAUCAACUGUAUAGUUUUGUAUAGUAGAUUUUACUCCUUUUCCCCCUCUCCCCUCCCCGCCCUUCCGUCCUGCGCGAUCUCACGCGCGCGCCGUGACACCCCAAUAGAGCACUCACUCGAUCGUUUGUAACGUUGGUGCGACGGUGGUGUUUUUUGUUUUUUCUUUACCCCGCUCCUGCCUUCGUCGCGCUGUCUUUUCGUACCCUCCUCCCUCGCCCCUCUUGUCUUUUUUCGGGUUGGCAGACGUGACCGCGCCGAGCGCCGAGUGCAGCAGGAAAAAUACACGUACAUUUGCACGCACGCACACCCACACGAGUCCGUGAUUCGGUCGCGCGCGGUUGAGGGAUUCGGGAAUUCGUGUUGUGGCUAAAGAAAAUAAAGAACGUGGUUCCACGAGACUUACGGAUCAAAUAAUACAAGAACUUACGUUGUUUUUUUUCGUUCAUCUUUAACAAAUGGAUGGGAACUAAGGUUAUUGUGAAUAGUUGUUAAGUUUAAAAUUAAGGGUGGAAUAUAUGAAGUGGGCGUCCCCGGAGUCGGCGGGGCAUUAGACGGCCGCAGAAAUUGGGCGAAUAGCAAGUAAGUACCAAACGUCGUCGUCUUGCGGUAAAGCGACGUCGCCGUCUCUUCGUAGCAGCAGCAAUAGCAGCACCAGUGAUACCCCUUACCACCACGGUAUUUCGAACACAACCGACGCAUCGAUGUAUAAUCAGCACCGCAACGUACGCAGGCAUAGAAAUAGAAAAGACAACAGUUUAUCUGACAAAACCGAUGUUAAAAACGAAAUUUUUUUUUUUGACGGUGUCUCACAAGAAACGCAACCACAACAACAACAACAACAACAACAACAGCAGCAGCAGCAGCAGCAAAACGAACAAUCACAAAAAAACGAAAGUGCGGUGGAUACGUGCCAGAAAAUUGUGAAUCGUGAAAAUAACGAAGCUUCCGAUAACGAGACUGUAACCAAUAAAGAAAUCGUUAACGAUAUAACCUCGUCGGUGCUUGUCGUCCGCGAGGCACAGGGAGCCGACAAAACGACCGUCAACAUCGGUGUCGCGAUGAACCACGUCAACGAUCACGAUAACCUAAAGCAUCUCAACCUCACCCUCGUACAUGUCGAUGAAUUUGAGGACAUGGAUACUCAAGAAGAAACUCCAAACGAAGGUGGCGGAGACGGAACUGAACAGCGUCCUAUAAACGGCGAGCCGGAAUUUGAACUCGCAGAUACCGCGUGCCUUGGCCAAGAUCAAGACAUGGAAGAAGACGAGGCAAGAUCAGAAGCGACUUUUCGCUACACAGUGGAAAAUCUAUCGAAACUGAAGGAUUCGCAACUAUCGCCGCCGUGUUACGUACGUAAUCUACCAUGGAAAAUUAUGGUAAUGCCACGCUCCAGUCAAAGCCAGGAAAGACAACCCCAGCGAUCAUUAGGAUUUUUCCUACAAUGCAACGGAGAGAGCGAAUCUACUUCAUGGAGCUGUUACGCCGUUGCUGAGUUACGACUUCUCUCGUGCAAAGAGGGACAGGAUAAUUUCAGUAGAAAAAUACAGCAUCUUUUCUACAACAAAGAAAAUGAUUGGGGCUUCAGUCACUUUAUGCUCUGGCAAGAUGUCUUGGAUCCGGACAAGGGAUACAUCAAAGAUGACUCGAUAACUCUCGAGGUUCACGUUGUUGCCGACGCUCCUCAUGGCGUUAGCUGGGACAGCAAAAAACACACUGGCUAUGUUGGCCUCAAAAAUCAAGGUGCAACUUGUUACAUGAACUCACUGUUGCAGACUCUUUAUUUCACGAACCAGUUGCGUAAAGCCGUUUACAAAAUGCCAACGGAGAGCGACGACUCGAGCAAGAGCGUCGCCCUCGCGCUCCAGAGGGUCUUUCACGAGUUGCAAUUCUGUGACAAGCCCGUCGGCACGAAAAAACUCACGAAGAGUUUCGGCUGGGAAACUCUUGAUUCUUUUAUGCAGCAUGACGUUCAAGAAUUUUUGCGUGUCCUUCUCGACAAACUCGAGAGCAAGAUGAAAGGCACGUGCGUCGAGGGUACCGUGCCUAAAUUGUUCGAAGGCAAAAUGGCAUCUUUUAUCAAAUGCAAAAAUAUCGAUUACACUUCGAACAGAGUCGAGACCUUCUACGAUAUUCAACUCAAUAUCAAGGGCAAAAAGAACAUCUACGAGUCAUUUCGAGAUUACGUCAGCACAGAAAUAUUGGACGGUGACAACAAGUACGACGCCGGUGAACAUGGCCUGCAAGAGGCCGAAAAGGGUGUAAUUUUCCAAGCUUUUCCGCCAGUUUUGCAUCUUCAUCUGAUGCGAUUUCAGUACGAUCCCGUUACGGAUUGUUCCGUCAAAUUCAACGACAGAUUCGAGUUCCAUGAAAAAAUAAGUCUUGGGCCUUAUCUGCAAGCAGAGGAGGCUACGAACGCGGAUUACACUCUGCACGCGGUUCUUGUGCACAGCGGUGACAAUCACGGCGGUCAUUACGUCGUUUUCAUCAACCCCGCAGGCGAUGGAAAGUGGUGCAAAUUCGAUGAUGACGUCGUGUCCCGGUGCACGAAACAGGAAGCGAUUGAGCACAAUUACGGUGGACAGGACGAGGACAUGUCAAUGGCGGUGAAACACUGCACGAACGCUUACAUGUUGGUCUACAUAAGAAAUUCGGAACUCGAGAACGUGCUACAAGAGGUCAAAGAAGAGGACAUACCUCAAGAGCUGGUGGAGAGGCUACAAGAGGAGAAGAGGCUGGAACAAAUACGAAGAAAGGAGAGAACCGAGGCAUACUUGUAUAUGACCGUCAACGUUCUUCUCGAGGAUAGUUUUGACGGUCACCAAGGCAACGAUCUCUACGAUCCGGAACGUGCUCUCUAUCGUGUAUUUCGCGUUCGAAAACAGGCUACCCUGCACGAAUUUCUCGAAUUGCUACGCGACAGUCUGAAAUAUCCUAUCGAACAGAUUCGAGUUUGGCCGUUCAGCGUGCGAUCGAAUCAAACCUGCAGGCCUGCCUUGAUCGAACCGGACGCUGACCUGAUCAGAACGAUGAGCGCGUGCGCCGAAAACGCGAACCCGUGGAACGUUUUUGUCGAACUUGUGCCACCGGAUUCGGGGCUCACGGCGUUGCCUCCUUUCGACAAAGACACCGAUGUCUUACUAUUCUUCAAGCUUUAUGAUCCUAAAAAUAAAAAGAUUCACUACUCAGGACAUCACUAUAUGCCGGUUACGGCUAAAGUUCAGGAACUCAUACCGAUUCUGAACGAGCGGGCUGGUUUUCCACCCGACACCGAGCUCGCUCUUUACGAGGAAAUAAAGCCGAACAUGGUUGAAAAAAUUGAAAAUUUGACCGAACCACUUGAGAAGGUACUCGAGGAAUUGAUGGACGGUGACAUAAUAGUUUUUCAGAAAGAAGAACGCGAUAACGACAUGUACGAGCUCCCAACGUGUCGAGAUUAUUUCAAAGACCUAUUCUACAGAGUAGAAGUUACAUUUUGCGAUAAAAAUAUUCCUAACGACCCGGGCUUCACAAUGGAUCUUUCGCUCCGAAUGACUUACGACCAAAUGGCAAAAGCGGUCGCGCAAAGGGUCGGAACUGACCCUUAUCUCAUACAAUUUUUCAAAGUUGUCAAUUACAAAGAUUCGCCGGGUCAUCCCCUGAGGUACACGUACGAGGGAACCUUGAAGGAUUUGGUGGCGUAUUGCAAGCCGAAAAUGAAAAAAAUGUUUUACCAGCAACUCAGUAUUCGCGUAAACGAGCUCGAGAACAAAAAGCAAUUUAAAUGCAUUUGGGUGGGUCCGUCGCUCAAGGAGGAAAAGGAAAUAAUACUUUAUCCUAAUAAAAAUGGAACGGUCGCGACGCUGCUCGAGGAGGCGAAGAAACAGGUCGAAUUUUCGGAGAACGGCUCCGGUAAAUUGAGAAUAUUGGAGGUGAGCUCAAACAAAUUGGGACCCGGGCCAAAGGAAGACACGCCAUUGGAUAAUUUGAGCCCCUUGAGCACGAGGUCAUACAGGAUAGAAGAAAUACCGAAAGACGAACUCAAUCUCGCUGACGACGAGAUGUUGGUGCCGGUCGCUCACUUUCACAAAGACAUUUAUUCGACUUUCGGUAUUCCCUUCCUCUUUAAGAUCAAACACAAUGAGUCUUUCACAAAAGUCAAAGAUCGACUACUGAAGAAACUAGGUGUACAGGAAAAAGAAUUCGCAAAGUUCGCGGUGGUGACAAUGGGAAAGCCGCAAUUCAUUAAUGACGAAGCGGAUUACUUCAUAAAUCUCGCCGAUUUCCGAACCAGCUCGACCCAAAGUACCGCGUUGCCGAGGCCCUGGUUGGGUUUGGAUCACGUCAACAAAGCGCCGAAGCGUCCGAGAAUCAACUACCUCGAAAAGGCCAUUAAGAUAUACAACUAAAAGAGAAAGAAAAAGAAAACUAGAGAAAAAGAAAAUCCAAAAAAAAACAGAAAGGUAAACGUUUUUUUCGUAAUUGUUUUUCGAACCGGACGAAGGGAAAGGAAUCGCGAAUGAGGCAGCAAAAAUAUUAAAAAGAAGUUCCAAGAAGUUCCUCUCUCUCCUUGCUCCGUCACUCUUGAUAUAUGUCUAGUAGAGCUCGGGCCAAUUUAAUCUCCCGGUCCCUUGACCCUUGAUAACAAAGAAAUGACAAAAAGGAACGAAAACAUUACGAAAUUCCUUUCGAGCCCUUCUUUCUCCUAUAAUACGUGCUCACUCUAGUAGCGAGUCUAUUCCGUUUGCACGGGGCGGAAUUGUCGAGCGAGGACGAUUAAAAUAUGGUACACAAUCAUGUCUCUUUUGUUAGUUUUUCGUUCAUUUUGCAAAAAAAAAAAAAAAAAAAGAAUCGCAUAAAAUAUUGAAAGAAUAAAAAAAGGUUUUUAAAAUCGCUGAGGUAACUAAGAAUUCAGAAAUCAAGAGGAGAAGUUGAAAAUACACACAGACACAUACACACACGUACACAAACACACAAAUUGUUUAAGUUAUAAUUGUAUGAUAUUAACAAUAAAAUAGAUAACAUUCAGCGAUUCGCUGUGGCAACGUUUUCGAGUGAACGCGUUUAUAAAUACGGCCAUUUUAAAAUUUGACACGAAUGCCGUCAGCGUUCCUUGUCAACGCCAAACAACCAAGCCCAUUGUAAUAAUUGCAUAUUACAUUAAUAAUUGUAACGACGUUUUUUGUAUCUCUCGAACGAGUUUAUCACUCGUUCCCUCGCUUUCGCUUCGCUCCUUCAAAUUUUCUUUCGAUUAUUUUUCACUUGUAAAUUCAACGAGUAAUGUAACGACGAUAAACACACACACACAUACAAUAUGAGAGAAAUGAUGAAAAAAUAUACACGAUAAAUACGUGGAAGGAAGGAAAUUUUCGUGACAAAUUUUGUGCUUGCGAGUCGUAGGGAAAAACGUUCGAAUUAAUUCACUUUAAAUAAUUCGUGGCAUGCCCACGAAGAUCGUGCGGUGUAAUAAACAAAGAAGAAAUCGUUGGAAAAGAAAAAACUCCAUGAAUGAGGUCGCCGAAUUAUUCUCUGUCGUCAAAAAUCUCGAUACGAUCACACUCAUUUUAAAAAUUGUUGUUAAACGUCUUUUCAGUUUCGAUAAUGCGUUUUAAAGAAAUUUUCUUUCAUUGCGCGUUACGCAUUUAAGAGAAUAUAAAACGCAAUUUCGUGCUCCGUCCAAGCAAUUGAGGCGAAAAAUAUGCUGGCUCUCGGUCGUUCACUUUUUCGUUAUUUUUAUAGCCAUCCUCCGAACUGUCUUUGUUGUCGACGAUUCUAACUGAAAAGGAAAAAAUCCACAAUUCGCUGCUUUCGAAAAUAUAUCUUAUAACUAGACGAGAAAAAACUUUUUGUUCAUAAGCGCGUCCUUGGACGAAGGCAUCGAUUGUGCUAGAAAUAAAUAUUUAUUUUGGAAAAACAA